UCAUCACUGGUGGAACCGCCGAUUCGAUACAACACAUUUGCAUUGGAACGCACAGAUGCUCCGUGGCGUGUGUGUUGCAGAUGACAUAACUAAAGGUAUGUCUGCAAAGGCCUGUGGCCUUUCCAGCUUUACAAGUGGUGCGAUGGAUGGGGGAGGCACCAAGGGCGAUGGUGACGGCCGCACUGAGAGAAUAGAAAGGUAUAAGAAGCAGCGACGGGAAGAACUCUCGAGGCAUUACAUGACAAAAUCAGCAGGUGCAUCUGAAGAGAACAGCACAACAGCUGCAAAGGCUAAAGGUGUGUUGAAGGUGGCCGAACCAGAGCUCCAUGGUGACAAGAAUGCUGCCCCAGAACGAAAGAGCGCCCCACCAAGUGUUCGAAUGACCAGGGCAUCUCGUCUUCGAGCGCUCUCCCAUGCUGCCAAUACACAGGGUGCCUCAGCCGAACAACUGUCAAAGCCAGAACUGCCACACCGUGGGGAGCGCCAAAGUUUGAGGCCCCUGGACCUGAAUGACAACAUACCUGCAAGGGCUCAAGUUUUUUGUGGUAGCAGCAAGGCAGAGAACAAAGUUGUGGCUGUGUCCGCUAAAACAAUUGCCGAAAAGAGUCCCGUCAGGCGAAAACCACCAGCAACAGCUGCGAGGCCCUCCCCUCCACGAGCCUCAAUGGGCCAGCUGCAGUCACGUCGAUCUGGUGGCUCGGGUGAUUCGAAACCGACGCACGAUGAGAAACCCCAGGCUGGUCAUGCUGUGGAAAACCAGGCCAAGAACAUCGCCGCAAAUGUGAGUCCACAGCCAAAGGUUGACAAGCAGUCGGACGCUUUAGAUACGUUUGGUGAGGAAGACGCAAGUUGCAACAGCACUUUGUCUGGGGAGGAAGAGCCCCAAGCCACUGCCUUCAACCAGCACUGCUCAGCCCUCCCAGACGUUCCAUGCAACAAGGGAGAGCAAACAUCACCAAAGGUGUUCAGCGUGACCUUUCACACAACCUCAACGUCGUACCUGCAGCCUUCUGACCAGCAGGUCCUAGUUCUAAAGGGCUUUAAUGAAGUUACAUUUGAUAAAGAAUCUUCUCAUGAGGGUGGCAUUAUUGUAGAGGCAGAACCUGAAGAACUGAAGCUUCAGAGAAAAAGUGAACGGAGUGCCUCGUUUUCAGAGUCUGUGCACGGCAUUUUAAAGGCUAACAUUAGAGAAGACGACAAACCGCGCCACUCCAUCCUGAAGAAUCGCUCAAGCAGCUCUGAAGAGAGGGACCACUCUCCUGAGCUUCACUCCAUACUCAAAAGCAAGGAGGACAUAGCCAAGCCAGAGGACACUGCCAAGCCCAAGCCAAUUCUCAAGAAGCACGAGGACACUAGCGUACACAGCGAGCCAAAACCUAUCCUCAAGCGCAAGUCUGUAGACGAGGAGGCCGAAGACCGCCUGAAGCCCAUACUCAAAAAUCAGCAGCAAAGGCGCUGGAGCCACGAACACUCCCCGGACAAAGGAGACACCAUCGUUGUUCGGAGGCGGUCGCAUUCCACGGAACUUGAAACCAAGCCUGUGCUCAGUUUUGUGGAAAGUGCCGGAAGUGCCAGUGCUGUUCGGAUUGGUACAGAACAAAAGACUGAAUUCACUAGGCUCCCCGAGUGUGUUGUGGUAGAUUCCACACAGUCGGAUCUGCAAGGGUCAGUGUCAGUGUCUAAGGUUGUGAGCUGCCCGCCAUUGGACAGCACUUUGGGACAUCGUGGCACUGGUCUUCAGGCUGACAUCUCUCCACACGGAGCCGUGGUUGAAGUCUCCCUAGGAAGUGAGAGGCCCAUUACAUUGAGAUCUCCGCCACUUUCUGGCUUUUCCAGCAGUGUGUCAUCAUCACCAGAGGAUAAAAGAUACUUCAGGCGAAAUGCCUCCUGCUACAAGACUCAGCCUGUGACAGCUAGUGAGAUCAAGGCUACAGAUAGCCUGGAGUCUGUGCGAUCCUUUCGCAAUUUGGUACUCAAGGAAGCUUCGUUGAGUAUAUUCAACAAGGAGGCCCCCAGGCAGGACCAAAUGGUAUACAGCAAAAAACCAGAGUUCCCGCAGCCUUACAGUCCGCCUUCAAAGAGCACUCGUCAGCAGCGGGAACGCCGGCGAACGCUGCCAGUUACAUCGGAAGAGUUGGAAGAGGCCAUUAAAAUGGAUGCCUCUGGUCAAAAGAGGGUGCCAUGCCCGGCCAGAACUGUUGACGCAAACAAAGACGAUGACGCUUUGGAUCCCAGCAAGCUUAGCGUGGCAGCAAAGGUGUCAAUGUUCAAGAAGUCAGGAGUGCUCGAUGCUCCGCGAAACGGGGCCGAGCGCAAGCGGCCGGCUCGUUUCACCAACAUAGCCGAACGCCGUUUGCGCUCCCAGACGCAGCCUGUCACUACGGAGGAAGUGCAGUUGGCUGCCAAGGAGAUCAAGGAUCAGGACAAGCAGCCUGAAGUCAAGGAGGAUGAUCUGUCGAAGAUGAGCCUCGCUGACAAGCUUAAGAUGUUCAACCAGAAGGUCACCCUGGAUGUGCUUACCCAAAAGCCACCUAUGCGAUCCAACAGCAUGCGACGAUCUUUGGGAUGCAAAUCUACCGAUGAACCAGCCGCACCUGCACCAGCUAUGCUUGGUGUUCCAGUCAGUCGUGCUCGCUCGCAUUCAUCUCCUCCAGAAGACCCAGUGCAGCCUACUCCUGGAGGCACCCCAAAAGGUAUUCUGAAGCCGCAAGCAGGCCCGCAGCCUGUUGUGAAAAGUAUACUGAAACAGGACCAACACCAGGAGGCCAAGGAAGAUGUCAAGGGCAUUUUGAAAACAGAGCAGGUUGUAGAUGCCGCACCAGCCACUCCCAUAAAGCCUAUUCUCAAGCCAGAGAAGCCUUCUGCCGACAAGGAGUCCCCGAAAAGCUCGGGCAGCGAGUCGUCCUCGGAAGAAGAGGAAGAGGAGUCGAGCUCCGAAUCAAGCUCAGAGUCAUCUAGUGAGGAAGGCAGUGAGACUGAAGACAAGAAAAAGAUUCUUCUGGGUGGUCAGCGUCAUCUGGUGAUAGCGCAGGGCUCUUCUCCACAAGCGUCCCGCAAGGUCAUAUCGAACCCGGCAGUCCAGAGAAAGCUCAAUGCUUCACUGCGCCGCAAGGAGGAAGAGCGGAGGAGUACUCAUGAAGUCCUUUCGUCUGAGACUCGGCUGCGCUCUUCUUACGCUGCGGCCAGUGACAAUGGAUUAAAGGAUGUGACCACGCGGGGCCUCUAUGCUCGUGAGAGCAACCGGACACAGCCAAUCACGCAAGAUGAGAAAACAACUUGCGGUGGAGGUAUUGCGCAAAGACUAGAGGCUCUGAGAAAGAGUGGUGAAGACUGGCAGAAACGAGUAGAGAAAAGCAAGCAUGAAGUAGCACCAUCUGAUAUCGGUGCUUCAUCACCAGUCUCAAAAAUCAUUGAGGUGCAGAAGUCUCCAUCAAUUGGGGAUCGAAAGAGCUGGCUGGAGUCUUCAUCGGAGUCCUGGCGGCAACGUAUCCAGGAGUCUGAUGCCUCCCAGUUUACAGUGGCUGGUAAGAUGGGCAUCUCGGAAUCUCCGACACAGCUCCCUGACCGUAAGAAGAGGAUGCCCAAGCCCGAGAAGUUCUCAGCGUCUCCGUCCUCCAAAGCAGAAGUUCUCCGUCGGAUUCACCAACAAGGGACACCAGUAUUGCCUACAAUAUUCAAGAGCAAGUCUAUGCCGAAUGCUGCAGAAGAACUGUCCCGCUUGAAAGCCGAGGAAGAAGAGAGGCCGCGCAUUCUGAUUCCGAAGGCUGACAACGAAACAUUCAGCUCAUUCUUUGAAAGCGUCCUCCCAUCAUCCAAAGAGGACAAACUUGAUAUCAGUGAAGAAGCUUUUGAUGCCAUUGUAUCUGACAAUGUCAAGCUUGGCCAGAGGAAACAGAUCAGUGUUCGCAGAAAAAGGCAGACCAAAGGCAACCCACUCAAGAAGCUCGCCUCUCGUACUGACAUUCAGACAGAGUAUGUUGAAGUACGCACAGAUGUUGCCGAGAAGGAGCUGAAACGAAUGAACAUUGAAAAAUUGGCCAAAACAUCAGAUUUGGCUCUCUCUGCUUUGGCGGGGCUGGCCAGUACGGAAGACUUUCGUCGAGUGCAGCUCAAGAAGUCGGAUGACACGAGCUCUUUGCUGCCCAACCGUGACCUCAUGUUGAUUCAGGUUAAAGGUCGGCGGCAUGUGCAGACGCGCUUGGUGGAGCCAUCCGUCUCCUCUCUCAACCACGGAGAUGUCUUUGUGCUCGUGACGCCUACUACUGUGUAUUGCUGGAUUGGUCGCCACAGCAAUGUCAUCGAAAGAGCAAAGGCGACUGAUGUGGCUCAAAGCAUACAAUUCAGGAAGGAUCUGCACUUCAAAGGGACCUCAGAGGUCAAGAUCAUAGAUGAGGAAAAAGAGGAAAACUCUAAAGAGGCCCAAGCUUUCUUCAAGCUGCUUGGGGGUACUGCUGAUGACUGCAACCCUGCUGGUGAUCCCGGUGAGGACUUGUGGUUUGAAGCAGCUGUUGUGGACACCAACAUGGUCUACACUGUGGAAGGAGAUGCCCUUGUUCCAUGCGACAAAUAUUGGGGCAUGCAGCCACGAGUUGAAAUGCUUCAGCCUGACAAGGCUUACGUGUUCAACUUUGGCAGUGAAGUGUAUGUGUGGCUUGGAAAGCUUGUUCCGAGUGAAAUGAGAGACCUCUCUGUCAGACUGGCUGAAGAACAGUGCAAGGCAGGCUUUGACUACUCAGACUGCGACAUCAACCCACUCUUUCCAAGAGCUGGAGCUGAGGAACAGAAAUCUAUGGCAAGUGAUGUACGACCCAACUGGACCUUGUUCGCCAAGGUUAACCAGCACAUGGAGCCUGUUCUCUUCAAAGAAAAGUUCCUUGACUGGCCAGAUGAUGCGAAACUGAUUCGUGUCAAAAACAAAGCCCAGGAAGAUAGCAAGGCCGACUCCCUUGAUUCGGAGCUAAAGCCAUGUGAUGCCAAGGAGCUGCUGGAAAGACGUCCCAAUGAGCCAGACCUUGAGCUUUCGGGAUCCCAUCUUGGACGAGGACUCGAGUACUACGACUCACUUGAACGCAGACAGUAUUACAUAAACACAAUAGCAAUAAAGGUUUGGCACAUAAUGGAAUAUGAGCACAAGACACUUCCAGAUUCAAGUUAUGGCCAGUUUCACAGCGGUGACACCUAUGUUGUUCGGUGGCAGUAUACUGUGUCUCAAACAGGACGCCACCUGUCCGGGCAGAGGUCACGGCACGUGGCCGCAGGGAGGGAGCGAUGUGCUUACUUCUUCUGGCAUGGCCGGGAUUCCACAGUUACCGAGCAAGGGGCUUCUGCCUUGCUCACCGUUGAACUAGAUGAAGAACGGGGACCUCACGUGCGUGUCUUGCAAGGUAGGGAACCACCCUGCUUUCUGAACCUCUUCAAGGGCAAGAUGGUUGUCUACAAUGGGAAACGUCAAGAGGAGGCCACUCACUCAGGAGAUUGGCGCAUGUUUGUGGUUCGUGGCGAGUGCCCCUUGGAGGCAGCUUUGGUGGAGACGCCUGUCGGAGUUCAGAACCUGCGCAGCCGUGGCUCUUUCCUGGUGCUGAGUCGCUCGACCGGCCGCUGUUAUCUGUGGCACGGGGCCAAGUGCAGCCCACACUUCGUGGAAGUAGCACAAGUUGCAGCAAAGGCUAUCGUGGAAGAAACACCAAAAGAGAUGUCCUUAUCGGAGGAUGUUGAGCUGAAACUAACGGAAGUGAAGGAAGGUGCUGAGGAGCGCGGCUUUUGGGAUGCGUUUGGAGGCGACAAAAAGAAGAAACAGCACCUGUUUGUCUCGCUUUAGACAGUGAGCACCCUUGAUUUCGAUUUCACGCCGAGGCUCUUUCACAUGACGCUGGUGUCCGGCACCUUUGAAGCCAACGAAGUGUUCUGCCCCUUUCAGAAAACUGAUGUGCCUUGUGCCUACCCAUUCUUGCAGUCUGACCUGUACAAUGCUCCGCAACCAGCUGUGUUUUUCCUCGACAACCGUCAUGAAAUGUACAUUUGGCAAGGCUGGUGGCCAGCCAAUGACUCCGAGACAGGCCUGCCUCGUGUCCCGAAUAGUUCCGAAAAAGUGCGGUGGAACACAACACGCCGUCUGGCCAUGGAAACGGCCCUGCACUACUCCCAAGAAACAAAUCCUAGCGAUCCCCCAAAGGUGUACCUGGUGUUUGCGGGCUUGGAGCCUGUGGAAUUCACCUGCCUUUUCCCAGAGUGGCAAGACAGGGAUGACAUUGCUACCAUCAACAUAAGAGAAGACAGAACUCACGGGGACCGACUUUCAGUCCAGGAGACUCUAUCUCAGCUCACCAAAACUCAUUACACGCUCAAGGAAUUGAAAUCUGUGCCCCUUCCUGAAGGUGUUGACCCAAAGAGACUGGAGUCUUACCUCACAGACGAGGACUUUGAGGAAGUGUUUGAAUGCACAAAGGCCAAGUUCUACGGGCUUCCAAACUGGAUGCAGAACAAGCACAAGAAACAGGCUGGCCUCUUCUGAGGUCCUCAUGAAAUUGAAUGUGAGCUUAGAAUUGGAGAGAUGCCACACGAGGCGUGUGUUGCGAACUGUGGUCUCUCCCUCUGCCAAUGGUGCCUAGCAGAAGACGUCCGCAACGUGUGGCUAAUGACUGUACAGAGAAAAAAAAAUGUGCGUGCGUUCUGAUAACUUCAUAUCUACUCUGCAGUUGUUCUCGAGAAGAGAACGCUGAAUACACGUAAGAAAGUCUGCUUUCUAUUCCGUUUAAGUUGCACGAGAGAUGUGGAGCUGCGAGAAUGCACGCUGCAAGCUUUCCCCGACGAAUGUGACAAAGGAGACUCCGAAAGGUGCAUCUGGCUGCCAACUCUGCUGCUUUCCUGCGCUGUCGCUGGAAGUGUGCGUUUGAUUUUCAUCCCCGUGCCGUUCCCACCCCUUGUCUGUGAUGUGAAGAGAUUUGCUCAUGUGUGUAGUCUUGCCCCCCUAACACACCCCUAGAUAAGGCAGUGUCUCAUGAGCACGUUGCUACAACCACCAAAUGUGAGCGUUUCUUUUUUUUCGUUGUUGUUGUAAGGUGUGUGGCAUGUCUUAUAUAUUUCAUAUUACCUUGUUCCGUGUCCUCCAUCUUGACUGCAUUUCCUCUUUUUUUAAAUCUAUACAUAUAUGUGGUCAUGCUUUUCGUAUUUAACGAGGUUGUAUUUACGUCGCAGCAUACAAGUUCCUCGCGGGGACAGGAUGUUCAUAAUUUUUAUUUACCUGUGAUCUUUCAGAUGCAUUGCACUACAUGUUAGGUGCAAUUGACUUGUCGUUUUAGCAUUUUUCUUUAUUUUAUAAAAGAAUGAAUAUUAUACUGAGGAAUAUGUGAGAAGUCAUAAAUGCAGCCUCGAACAAUAUAUCGUAGGCCCCUAGAAAGCCCAUGCAUCACCCGCUGAGGAACUAUUUGACACAAGGUCCUCUCUCCGACUUCUAAGUGUGGCCAGAGUAUUUUUGUACGUUACUUAACAGAGUGACAAAGCAUAUAGUGAUGUAUAUUUUAACAAGAAAUGUGAAGAAAUUGACAGCAAUAUACAAUGUGAGACAUCUGCAAUCUCUGUUCUUGCAGUUUUAGCUUUCUAACUGGCAGUGUAUAUACGAGAGAGAUAAUAUGCCUUGCCAUUUCGAUUUUCUUGUUUCGUUUUGUAAAGGCCUUUUGUUAAUAAUAUACUGGAAGCUCCUGAAUAUACACUGUUAACUUAUUUCGCAUCGAAGGAAUUUUUUAUUACAGGCAAUAUAGACAAAAAUUGCUUCUAGACUUCUGGUGAGAUCAUGUAAGAGAUAUGGCAUGUUAUUGUAAAUACACUUACAGCUGUAUAUUUUGCGCAAAGGUUAUCAUUCAGUGUUGUGCACCCUGCAGUCUGGUUGUGUUUGUAUAAUUUCUUUUUUGUACAUUGUGAAGUGACAGCCUCGAUGGGCAUGGAUGCAGAGUACGAGUCAGAAGAUUUUUAUCUUUAACCAGUGCAUUUUCUAGCGAAACAUGACAUAUGCAGUCGGCUAUUUGUCACAGGGUUAGUUACUUCCUUGGUAAAGAGCACUCGCGGUGCUGCGUUGAAAGUUUUUAUUCACUGCUUUUCGUUGAAGGGCAGUUCUUUUUGUUAUGCGCUUACAAAUCUGCUGGGAUUUGGCUGGCAAACAGCGUAAUAUAUUUUAGUGGAAUGCAAGUUUAAGUCAUGGGAAUAAGUGCCUGCAUACAUUUUCCUUAAGUUUUCCUUCAUAGAAUUCUCGCCACAAAAGUUCAUCUGGACAAGCCUUGUCUUGGCUUUCUGGUAGCAAUAUUGCAGGCUGCGAUAUUACUGAUGCAAGUCGUGAGAGUUUCUUUCGAUUGACUUGGUAUAUACAGUCAGUGUGGCAAGGGGCUUGACUAAAGUUUAUGUUCAUUUGUACUGCUGUGUAGAACCCUGCCGCAUUAUCGGUAACUUCAGGUGAAACAGGACGUACGCAUGAUUUGAAUGGAUGUUGUGUUGCUGCGCGCUGAUAUGUACCAUGGUAUCCAUCUGCUUUGUUCUUAAAUUUGAGAGAGCCUGUAAUAGCUUGCAGGUGCCUUUUCUAUACAGUUCUUGCAGUUUUCCAGGUACACAAUGAACCAUGCUUUGCAGUACAUGACGAUAGUUAUAGCGCGAGAACAAAGCGAUGACACAGAGGCAAGAAAGACACGAAAAAUACGAGCGCUUCUUGCCUCUGUGUCGUCGUUUUGUUCUCGCGCUAUAACUAUCGUCAUGCCAGUACCAACUAGCCCAAGCUGCCACACUUCUAAUUUGCAGUACAGUCGUGAAUGUGCAACCAGGGCAUUUUUACUUACCUUAUUCCAAGAUAGCUUACUUAAAGAAAGUGUCUUCAGUGUGCUGGCCUAAUCUAGAACCUGGUGGAGCACGACAUUGGUAUUUUUAUUAUGUAUUCCUUUUAAAAUCCUUUCUAUAUCAAAAGAAUGUUUUGUAUGAAACAGCAUUUGUACUGCUUACAAAUCAGUACCCUGUCACACAGCAAAUCUAACAUAAUUCAUAACGUAAAUGAUAAAUGAUAUAAAAAUAAAACAAUAUAGAUACAAUUUUAUUCACCUUUGUCUAAAUAUGAUGCAUUAAUCAUAAAUUAUUCCCAAUUGUGGCAGAUAUCAUUCUAGACAAAUUUAUAGAAGCUGCCAGUACAGUCAGGCCUAGAUCUGGUAGGCCAUAUGGCACAACGGGCAAUGGUUCUGGGAUUUGCCUCUACUGGAAAGGUGAAAAAAAAGCAUUGUGGAAGCAAAUCCGUGAAAGCAGCGGGGAAUAAAACAUGGCUGUCACAUCAUAAGUUGUACUAUUAUGACAAAGUAGACAGCCAUGCAGUGAAUGUACAGAGAAUUGCUAACAAUACAUAUGCAUUUGGAUCUACUUUAGUGCCAGUAAGGUAACGAUUAUGCAAUGAAGCACAGUACAUUAGCUUAUUCUUUUUUAAAAAUAACAAAUGUUGUCCUUCUGAUGAAGCUGAGCAGUGGUUUUCGGAGUGAAUGUGCAUCUGCAAUGCUGGGAGCUGAAUGCAAACGAGCUUUGCAGUUUGCAUUAGGCUUCUGUAGCUUUUCAGUUUGGAAAUGUCUUCAACUGAUGUGAUUGAGUUUUCUCACGUGAUGCCCAUGACAUAUUAUUUUGGGCAAAUGACAUUAGAUUUGCUGUGUGAUAGGGGUUAGCCAAAUGGCCAUGCAGUGUGUUGUGCGUGUGUUUCUUUCACUCUCUGUCGGACUUUAUAUAAAGAGAGUACGUUUUUAAGAUGAAAUUUACAUGUUACUAGCAUUUUUCUGUAAAUAAAGACUGGUCGCUGUGUGCCCUCUCUUCAUGUUGA
Messenger RNA from Rhipicephalus microplus (southern cattle tick), 9829 nucleotides. RefSeq lists its product as uncharacterized. Lineage: Eukaryota; Metazoa; Arthropoda; Arachnida; Ixodida; Ixodidae. Gene Ontology annotation, cellular component: cytoplasm; actin cytoskeleton. The record is from RefSeq and is a predicted model, not a curated record. Gene Ontology annotation, biological process: cytoskeleton organization; actin polymerization or depolymerization; barbed-end actin filament capping. Gene Ontology annotation, molecular function: phosphatidylinositol-4,5-bisphosphate binding; actin filament binding.